AUGUCUCCUUCAGCAGUAGCUGAGGCCGCCGACGGACGGAAUGACGAGCUGCGGGUUCUGGCGAGCGGGUUCGUUGCACUCCUGGAGAUUGCACAGAAGCUGACUCGACAAGAGCAAGAGCUUCAGAGCCGGCUGCAAUAUGCUUUUGAUGAGUAUCAAAAACUUGCAAGCACGCUUCCCGAAGGCUCAGAUAAUAAACUAGACAUAACCAUAGGCGCCAUUCAUGAUCCUUCCAGUAUUGACGAGACUGCCGCUGACAAUGUCGAAUGGGUCACUAGUAUGGAGAAGGCAGGUUAUAUAUCCUCUACGGAAACAAAAAACAUCACCGAGAGUUUAGAGAUCUCGACGGCUGCCUUACGCAAGCUAGAAAAUACACAAGACUCCAGUACUUUGCGAACUUGUCCCUUUGGUCAUGGAAAGCGUAGAACUUCGAUGGAACAUGAUUUCACGACAAAUGGUAUCAAGGGUGCCCUUGGUUGUCCCUUCAAUAAAUCCAGCAAACCGGCUGGUGCAGAAGAAGAGGCAAAUAUAAAUGGUGAAAGCUGUCAGAAUGACGAUGGAGACCCCAUUAAGUUGGAAAAGAUUGGAGAAGGCGCGCCUUCAACUGUACACUCCUCGUCCGCUCGCUGCCCCAUCCGAUACCUGGGAGAUCAUUCCCCGGAGGAGCUGGCGGAGUACUUCCUGAACCACAAGCAUGAGAUCCCACGAAGUCACUCAGUUUGUAUUCGGCGGUACCAGAAUAAUCCUCAGACAAGCCGCAAAAUUGAUGCCAAAUAUGGCAACAUGAUUAAUAUGGUGAAGGGCUUAGGCGAAUAUCACCAGCCAUAUCUUUCAACGCCCCAUGAAAUAGAUGAAACUGGGCAAGGGGAUGCAGAUCCUGCUGUUCAACCCAGCUCAGUUGAACGCGUUGAAAAAUGGGCAGAAGAUGUGAGCAAUAAGUCUCCACCAGCAGGUUCAACCUCUCCUGAGGAAAUUGAAACAGCUGCGCCUGUUCCCGACGAACACCAGGCCCUCGCCAAUGGCGAUGAUGACCGGGAAGGCCACUUCGAACGCCCUCUACGGGAUGUACGUGUAGGGGAAUCACCAAGCCGCCCUUGGGGUAUUCAUGUCCCCCCUGAACAACCAGCCAUAGAUCAUACUUUUACCCACCCACCUGAAUCACACUAUGAGAAGGUGGAGGGAGUAGAAGAAGAUCCAACAAUGCCUUUGCCGUCUCAGGGCCGCCUCAGCCCUCUUGGACAGGCGUCUACAUUCGGGAAUGAUGCUGAAGCAGAUGCUGAAGCCAAUGCCACUCUCGACACAGCGGUGGAAGACGAUGAACAUCCUGAACCUGAAAUUGAGGCACCAAGCAGCCACCAUGUCCACCCUCAUCAUCAAAUGCCACACACGAAUACCCAAACGAAUACCUACUCCGUCCCACGCUCAAAUCUUUCCCCUGAAGCGCCUGUUACCCAUAUACCUAACCCACAACCGAGGAUGGUGUUUAACGGGCCAGUAUUUUUUGGAUACACCGCUGAAGCGGCAGCUCUGCUAUUGGAAAAGAUGGGCCAUAAAUAG
Nannizzia gypsea CBS 118893 is the source of this 1557-nucleotide messenger RNA. RefSeq lists its product as hypothetical. Lineage: Eukaryota; Fungi; Ascomycota; Eurotiomycetes; Onygenales; Arthrodermataceae. The transcript has 2 exons. The coding region runs from base 1 to 1557 and encodes 518 amino acids. The record is from RefSeq and is a predicted model, not a curated record.